Molecule: messenger RNA, 204 nt
Organism: Phytophthora nicotianae INRA-310
Lineage: Eukaryota; Oomycota; Peronosporomycetes; Peronosporales; Peronosporaceae
Exons: 1
Source: RefSeq, a predicted model, not a curated record
AGUCUAGAGACGUCCACUGCAGAGUCAGACGCAGAAGUUGCGGGUGGACGCCAGCAGCAGAGCGAGCUGGAGCUGGAGAUUCUCAACCUCGAGGCGGAGCUGGCGGAGAAGAACGACCUGAUCGAGAAAUACACGGACGUGCUGCGCGGUUGGGAGGGCAAAUUCAAGAGAUUGGACCAUCGAAUGUCGCCGGACAGGGAGUAA